Molecule: messenger RNA, 3598 nt
Organism: Carassius carassius (crucian carp)
Lineage: Eukaryota; Metazoa; Chordata; Actinopteri; Cypriniformes; Cyprinidae
Product: neurofilament medium polypeptide-like
Exons: 3
Coding region: 294-3584 (1096 amino acids)
Biological process (GO): neurofilament bundle assembly
Cellular component (GO): intermediate filament; postsynaptic intermediate filament cytoskeleton; axon
Molecular function (GO): structural constituent of cytoskeleton
Source: RefSeq, a predicted model, not a curated record
AUUUUACAGCAUAUAUGUAGGCUAUUCUAGCUUCGCUAACGUACUGAACAAAAUAUUUCACGGCAGAAUAUGAGCUGGGGAUUGAUCUGCGGACGAGAGUGUGACGUCACAGCAGCUCCCUGGAGAUCGCCGGAGGAGUGAGUGAGUGAGUGCGCAGGAUACUGAGCUGAACAGCUGAUUCUGUGCAUUUAACCAGUAUGGACAGCUCCAUUCCGCUAACCUAGCAUACACUGCGGUAUAUAAAGGGCACCAUUCUCACUAAACGCUGCAAAGGAAAACGCACCAGCUUCACAAUGGAGCGUCUUCUGCAUUCACCUGGCCGGACACGGGAAGAGUACCGGUACCAAACAGCGCGUCCUUCAUCACAGCUCACCUCAAGGUCUGCCUUCAGCUUUGGGUCCACCGCGCCGCUGAGAGGUAACGAAAUCCUUAGCGAAUUCGCCGCUAAACCAGCCGAUAGCUUUGAUUUAUCAAACAAAUAUGCAGGUGGAAUGAAUCUGAGGAAAAUUAGUGAGAAAGAAUUACUGCAGGGGCUCAAUGACCGCUUCGCGGGAUUCAUCGAGAAGGUCCAUCACCUGGAAAACCAAAACAGAGCGCUAGAGAAAGAAAUCGAGGCCAUUAGACAGAGAGCAAAAUCCUCUUCUUCUCUGUCCAAAGAGUAUGAAUCAGAACUUGGUAGUCUGAGGCAGCAAGUUCAUGAGAUAGGCCUUCAAAAGCAUCAGAUUGAGAUAAACCGCCAGAACCUGGAGGAUGAGUUUAACACUUUGAGAGAAAAGUACGAGAGAGAGGCUUGUGGUCGAGUUGAUGCGGAGGACAGCAUUUCGGUACUAAAGAAAUGCAUUAAUGACGCAAACCUAACCAAACAAGAAAUGGACAGAAAAGCUAAAGCUCUCGAAGAGGAGAUCGGCUUCUUGAAGAAAAACCACGAAAGUGAGGUAGCCGAAAUGUUGGCCCAAAUCCAAGAGGGUCAUGUGACAGUAGAAAUGAGUGAUUUUAGUAGAAGUGAUGUCACUGCAGCUCUGAGAGACAUCAGGAUGCAACUCGAAGGUCACACGGACCCUGACAUCCAAUAUGCUGAGGAACGCUUUCGAGCACAGCUUGCUAAACUGACCAAAGCUGCUGAGGUCAACAGAGAAGCCAUCAUGGCCACUAAAGCAGAGAUUAAUGAACACCGGAGACAGCUCCAGUCCAGGAACAUUGAGCUCGACUCUGUGAAAGGUGUGAGAGAAGCGCUGGAGAGGCAGCUCUAUGACCUCGAGCAACGACACAAUGCUGAAAUCCAUCACUACCAGGACACAAUCAGAGAGUUGGAAUUUGAGCUGAAAAAUGCUAAAUAUGACAUGAGCAGUCAUCUGAGGGAAUACCAGGACCUUCUCAAUGUCAAAAUGGCACUGGAUGCUGAAAUUUAUUCCUACAGAAAACUUCUGGAGGGUGAAGAGUCAAGGUACUCCACAAUCUCAGAUGCUCAUAUUUCAGUACCAUACAUUUACAGACAGUCACCCAUCUAUACUCUCCCUUGUGUCAAAAGACAGGGGGGAGCAACUCGAAAAGCAGAGCCUCAGUACAAAUUUGUCGAAGAGAUUAUUACAGAGACCACCAGAGAAGAUGUGGAGAUAUCAGACACUGGCUCUAAUGGAAAAGAGGGUGACAGACCAGAUGAGGAGAGCAGUGAGAAGGAUGCACAGGGUGAAACUCCACAAGAGACUGAAGAACCAGCCAGUCCUGAAUUAGAAACAGCGGAAAAUGAAGUCAAACCAAGUGAUGAUAAAGAGGAUGAGCCAGCUGAAAAAACUCCAGAUGAUUCUGAGGUACAAAAAGAUGCCGACACUGAACCAACUCAGCAAUCUACAGAAGAAGCUACUGAUGAACAAGAUAAAGAUGACAGUGAGCACAAAGACCUGAAGGAUGACAUGCAGGACAAAGUAGAAGAACCUGGAGAGGAAAAUAAACUAGCCAAAGAGAAAGAGAAAGAUGUCCCCAAACCAGAUCUGUCAGAAAAGCAAGAAAUGCCAGAGGGAUCAAAAACUGGAGAAAAAGAAAAACCAUCUCAGGAACCGCAAGAUCCUGAAGCAACACCUGAAGGAAACACUAAGCCUGGUGGACAGACUACUGAGGUAACUUCUCCAAAAACUGAGGAUGCUGAAGUCUCAUCUCAAGAAUCUAUAACUGCAAAAUCAACAGAGAAAAAGAAAGAAUCAGCUCCAGUGAAACCUGUAGAGGAAGAUACUCCCAAACCAGAUAAACAAGCAACUCCAGAACAUGCUGAGGGUGGAAAACAGACUACAGGAGAGGAUGCAAAGGAGGAUGCUUCUGCAAAAAAAGACAAAUCUGAUAGUAUGAAGGAACGAACUAAGAAAUCUGAGCAUAUGGAAAAAGACCAAGAGGAUAACAAACUAACAGAGAAACCUGUGGGGGAAAAGCAAGAGGAUGUGUCAGGUAAAGACGAAAAGGAACAGAAACCUGAGGAGUCUGUAAAAGAUAGCAAAGCUGAACUGGUAGACAAUGUGAAAACAGGAAAAGGUGAAAAUAGUAAGGCUAAAGAACCAGAAAAGACACAAAAGGAGAUUUCAAAGGAUGCAAAAGGACAAUCACAAUCUGAAAUGUCAAAGAAACAGGAGGACAGCAAAAGCAGUAGUAAUCUAGAACGUGUGACAAUUGAAAAGGGUGAAGCUGGCAAUCUGAAAGAAACCGAAAAGACACAAGAAGACCUUUCCAAAGUUGCUGAAGAAAAACCACAAUCUCAAAAGUCACAAAUACAAGAGGACAGCAAAAGUGCAGACAGCAUCAAAACAGAAGAGACUGAACAUGCUAAGCCUAAAGAAGCAGAAAAGACACAAGAACUUUCCAAAGAAGAAAAAUCACAACCCCAAAAGUCACAGAUACAAGAAGACCACAAAAGUGACAGUGUAGACAGUGUUAAAACAGAAAAGGCUGAACAUGCUAAGACUAAAGAAGCAGAAAUGACACAAGAAGAACCUUUCAAAGUUGCAGAAGAUAAAUCACAACAUGAAAAGUCUCAGAUACAGGAAGCCCGCAAAAGUGACAGUGUAGACGGCAUCAAAACAGAAAAGGUUGAACAUGUGAAGCCUAAAGAAACUGAAAAGACACAGGAGGACCUCUCCAAAGUUGAGGAGGAAAAAUCAUCUGAGAAGUCAAAGAAACAGGAGGACACCAAAAGCGAUAGCAGAGCUGAAAGUGUGACAACAAGCGGAGAGGAAGCUGAAGUCACAGAGAAACAGGUUGAUGAAACCCUGAGUAAUCAACCCCCCAAAGCCCAGGAAACAACAUCUGAUGCAAAGCAUGAGCAAAAGGAUACUAAAGAAAGCAAAGAGAUGCCUAAAAAAGCUGAAGAGGUGGAGAGUGUGAUGACCAAAGGCAGUGAAACCAGCAAAGAUGUUAAAAGUCAAGAAACUGUCCAAAAAGACAAAGAAUCAGACAGUGGUGCACAUGAAGUGAAGGCUGCAAAAUCUGAGACGUCAACCAAAACAGAAGCUAAAGCUCUGGAGAAGACCGAGCAAGUCAAGGACAGCAGCAUGGACACCAAGGGUCCAGAAGAAACAACUAAACCCUCUAGUGUGAAGUAGAAUAUAAACAGCAG